ACGCCCUCGACGACUUCGACGACCUCGCCGCUUUCACAUAUCCUCCACAGAUCUCGAGUGCGGUUAAAGGUGCAGCAUCGAGUCCUGGUGACUUCGUCCGGUGGGAGUUCUGCUGCUACUGCUGCUUCUGCUUCGCUCCGCCUCCGAUCUCCCCAUCAGUGGUCACACAUUGCCCACCAUUCGCGACGAAUACCACCGACCGCAAUGGCGACUUCAACUACGCAGAAGAGGAGCCAUGCAGGACACUCGCACGGCGGCCAUCAUCACCACCACGACAAUACAUAUCUCACGAGCAAGAAUAGCAGCGAUCCAGGAGUGAGGAUAACACGCAUUGGGCUAUAUGUCAACUUGGGCAUGGCGAUUGCAAAGGGUACAGGAGGAGUUGUGUUCAAUUCACAAGCCUUGACGGCAGACGCUCUCCACGCAUUGACGGAUCUGAUCUCGGACGUGACCACAUUAUUGACCAUCUCCUACUCGAUUCGACCGGCUUCAGCACGGUUCCCGCUUGGCUACGGUAAAGUGGAAUCCCUCGGCGCCCUCGCAGUCUCAGGCAUUCUCCUCUCCGGCGGUUUCAUGAUUGGGCUACAAGCAGUCAUGGCUCUCAGCCAGCAGUUCUUCCCUCAAAUCUUCGAGGCUCUCUCUCAUAUCGGCAUGUUCGAACAUGCGCAUCACCACGGACACGACCAUGGAGCUAUCCACCUGGGACCGAACAUCAAUGCUGCGUGGCUAGCUGCGGGUUCAAUCGUGGUCAAGGAGUGGCUGUAUCGAGCUACGAUGAAGAUUGCCAAGGACAAGAGGAGUAGUGUUCUCUCGAGUAAUGCAUACCAUCACCGCGUCGACAGUCUGACAGCUUUCGUCGCACUCUUCACCAUCGUCGCCAGCCAUUUCCUAGAAGGUGCUCGCUGGCUAGAUCCCGUUGGAGGCCUGAUCAUCAGCGGCAUGAUCGUGCAAGCAGGCUGGGGCAACACCAAGUCCGCACUCUACGAGCUCGCCGACGCAGGAAUGGAAGACGAAGCCCGCGAAGGAGCUGAAAAGGCCGCGAACGCCGUGUUAGCUGGACGGAAAGAGGAGAUCCGUGGCGUGCAGGGCAUCAAGAGCGGGCAGAACCUCAUGUUUGAGGUGGAGGUCGCCGUGGAGAAGGAUUGCUCGGUGGCGAAGUCGAAUGAGAUUGAGGUGGAGAUCAGGGAGGCGAUUGCGGCGAGUGUGCGUGGUACGAAACGGGUUAAUGUCAGGUUUACGACGAAGGAGGAGCCUGCGUUUCUUGAUCAGUUUGUGGCUAGUGAGGAGAAGUUGGAUGGAGAGGCCGAUGGACAUGGACAUGAUCAUGGGCACGAUCACGAUGAUCAUGACCAUGGACACACGAAUGGGGCUAAGCAGAAGUAG
Molecule: messenger RNA, 1383 nt
Organism: Zymoseptoria tritici IPO323
Lineage: Eukaryota; Fungi; Ascomycota; Dothideomycetes; Mycosphaerellales; Mycosphaerellaceae
Exons: 3
Coding region: 205-1383 (392 amino acids)
Biological process (GO): transmembrane transport; monoatomic cation transport
Cellular component (GO): membrane
Molecular function (GO): monoatomic cation transmembrane transporter activity
Source: RefSeq, a predicted model, not a curated record